AUGGGGAAAGAAAAGCAUGCAAAAUUAAAUAGACCAAUACCAGAAAACAUUGAAGAACUCUGGAAAGUAGGGGCCUUGGAUGCUUUUAUGAAAACUACUUCACUUAUGACUAUGUUAUUGGAAAAUACAGGUCUUAUAAGAUAUGAUGAAUUAUUUUCCACAUUAGUGAAAAUGAACUAUACACAACCAAUUUCAGAUGAAAAUGUUACAGUGACAGAUACAACCUUUAGUGACAUUCCAGCAUGUUUGCACUUUCCAAAGAGGAAGUCAAAAAGCCAGAUAACUGUAAUUUUUAUUCACAGUGGUGUGUUUGCUUUGGGAAGUUGUAAUGUCGUUUUUGCGGUCAAAUUCUUUCUACAGGAUAAAACUCUCACAAAAUAUGGAGUGGACCCUGCACGAAUCUAUAUUUCAGGUGAUAGUUCUGGGAGUGCUUUGACAGCAAUUGUGACUCAACAGAUGUCUACAAAUGAUACAGAAUUUAACAAUAAAAUUAAGGCACAAGCUUUACUUUACCUUGGCUUACAUAUAGUUGAUUUCUUCAUGCCAUCUCACCAAGAAUAUGAACAUGGUCUGGUUCUGUCAAGGGAAAUGGCAAUUAAAAGAAUACCCCAAGCAAUAAUAAAAAAACAACAUAUGCUUCAUGAAUCAAGACAUCUGUUCAAGUAGGUUAGCUGGAGUACUCUCCUUCCCAAGAAAUAUAGAUAAAAACAUAUAUGUACUGAACCAAUUCUUGGGAGACUUAACUCUUCAUAUCCAGCACUUUUGGAUACUAGGUUAUCACCCUUGGCAGUCAAUGAUUCCCAGUUACAAAAUUUGCCAUUAACUUAUAUCCUCACCUGUCAAUAUGAUAUCCUAAGAGAUGAUGGACUUAUACGGCUUCAAAAUGUUGACGUUAAAGUUACACAUGACCAUAUAGAAGAUGGAAUCCAUGGAUCAAUAUCAUUCAUGACAUUACCAAUUUUUUUAUGUCUAGGCAUUAGAAUAAAAGAUAAGUAUAUUAGUUGGCUAGAAGAAAAUCUAUAA
This is a messenger RNA of Pteropus alecto (black flying fox), 1023 nucleotides long. RefSeq names its product arylacetamide deacetylase like 2 (gene AADACL2). The record is from RefSeq and is a predicted model, not a curated record. Lineage: Eukaryota; Metazoa; Chordata; Mammalia; Chiroptera; Pteropodidae. Gene Ontology annotation, molecular function: hydrolase activity.